CCUGUUACAGGCCUGAAAAGGAGUUUUUAACAGUCAUCAGCUUGCACGACAUUUGCAUUCGGCUGAUGGUACUGAUCUCAGCAAGUCGGCCAACGGGAUGUAUAAAUAAUAUCUAGCAUUAUUAUCACCUGGUCAGUCUCUGGAGGAGCUUGCUUUGAUCGGUUAUAAUUUUGAUUUUAACUGAGUCUGCUGACACGUAACAGUAAUGUUGAAUGUUACCAGAAACACCGUAACUUCAUCCUGGGGCGCCGAGAAGCUUACAGUAUUUAUCCUGUUUCUUUCCGUGAUUGAUGGACUGGCAAUUCUUGGUAACACACUGGUAAUAUUAGUAAUACUGUGGACGAAAAGUCUCCGACGAAUGGAAGCCAACUCGUUCGUAAUGAGUCUAUCUAUUGCCGAUUUGCUCGUCGCGUUAACCAUUGUACCCAUAACAAUUGCAUCGCUGGUGAAUCCACAAAAUCACCCUUACGAUAAGUUUAAGACUUUUCUUGGGGUCGGGAAUUUUUUCUUUUGUAUUUGUUCAAUCAUGAAUCUAACUCUCUUAUCACUGGACCGUUAUUUUGCCAUUACGUCUCCAUAUCGAUACUUGGACUUUCUGACACACAAGAGAGCAUGUUCCCUGUGUAUCCUGAUCUGGGUCUAUUCGCUUGGAUUUUCUCUACCGCCUGUUUUUGGGAUCAGUUCGUACUCCUGUUUUAUUCCUAAUUUCGAGACUUGUAGAGAAGACGUUUGGCGAUCUUCUGACACGUUAGUUUUUGCUCUUCUUGUUCUGGGAUUCACGUAUGGACUAAGCUUAGUGUCUAUGAGUUACUGUUACUGGAAAAUCUUCAAGGUUGCUCGCUCACAUUCAAGGCGAAUUGCAGCACAGCAAUCGUUCAGAAUAUCUGUAAAAACCAAAAAUCAAUUUGUAGAGCAAAACGCACGGACGACGCAGAACCUAGCAUUAGAAGUAUCAAAAGCGGAAGAGAUCAAGUCACAGAGUAUCCAAUCACAUCAAAAUGGACAAAUCAAUGGAAAUGAUACUGAAACAGCUGGUUUUCGUUGGGUUGAAAAAUCCCUAAUCGACAUAGUCAUAGCGCCAUGGAUAAUUGGACCUAAGAGACCUAUUAACACAAAGAAUCCAGAUUUCGAACAUUCUCUCCACAGUUCAGCAGAUUCUGACGGAUCAAGUAAAAAUUCUGACAAAAACUUCACCAAAAACGAAAUGCGCGUAGCAAGAAGCUUUCUAAUCGUCAUAGGGCUAUACGUUUUGUGCUGGACGCCAUUUUGCUUGAUCUUAGCGUUAGAAAUUUUUCUAAGGCGUAAAUUAAGUGAAGAAGCCAGUCUUAUUUGUCUAUGGAUAGGCUACACUAAUAGUUGCGUAAACCCUUUUAUCUAUACCUGGAAAUAUAGGCAGUUCAGAUGUGCCUUAAUUAGACUCUGGAGGAACUGUAAACUACUAUUAAGAGAAUAAACUGUACUAAACUUAAUUGAGAUACUGUACCUCGUAGUAAAUACUCGCUAUUGUAAAUAGUGUAAAGACUAGCUACUGUAUAUGAAAGGGUUUUGAGUACUGUAGUGUAUAAAGGGUUUGAGGAACUAAUUAAAUUACAAGGAUCAGUAGUGGUAA
Actinia tenebrosa (Australian red waratah sea anemone) is the source of this 1609-nucleotide messenger RNA. RefSeq names its product 5-hydroxytryptamine receptor 1F-like. Gene Ontology annotation, biological process: G protein-coupled receptor signaling pathway. Gene Ontology annotation, cellular component: plasma membrane. Gene Ontology annotation, molecular function: G protein-coupled receptor activity. Lineage: Eukaryota; Metazoa; Cnidaria; Anthozoa; Actiniaria; Actiniidae. The record is from RefSeq and is a predicted model, not a curated record.